CCAAAGUAAAAUAUAGUCGAACGCGUCAAAACGAAUAGAAUUCUCGUCUACAAUUCAUAUCUUUUGUUUUUAUUUUUUAUUUUCCAAAUGGAAUCUAGACAGAGAAGACAAUUCUACAAACCUGAAAUAGUUGAUAUUGUAGAUUCUAUAAGGCAGAGGAAGAAAAUAUCAUCGGUAGGCGAUUUUUCAAUAAGAGCAUGGAUAUUGGUAGCGUUAACUUUACCAGUUGGACUCUUUACACUCUAUUGCUUCUUUCUAUUUUCAACUGUUGGACUUCCCUCGCCAUCUGACGUAGCCGAGAAUGUUUAUCAUUUUACAAAUGAUGUUCAUAGGAGUCUUUCGAGCAAUUGCCCGCUGUGGCUCUCCUCAAAAGAUUUACAAGAAAUUCGAAAUUCAAAAGAACUAUUAACAGUAUUAAGCGAAAAAAGUACCUUUGAAGCCGAUGAUUUAAUAAGAAAGGCUCAUCCGUUCGUAUGGAAGAAAUUAGCUACAGCUAAUUUAAAUAUUCCAAAUGAUAUUAAAAGUUGUGAAAGUGUACAAACUAUUCAUUCUCCUCUCAUAUUACAUUGGCAAAGAAAAUUAAAGGUUAAGCUAAGUGAGAUUAGCUUAAAAGAUGAUCCUUGUUUUAGUGGUGUUAUCAACUUGCGAAUUAUGGAUAAUAGUGAACUUGAGGAAGUUGUAUACAAUACUCUAUCCCCAAGACGUCUAUCCUACUUUAGAAAUAAAUUGGAUAUUAUAGAAUUAUUAUACUUAUAUAUGGCAAAGAAUAACUUAGGUAUUCCACCAAAAUUCCCAAAUGAAUGUGGAAUAUUUACCCUACAUCAAAUUUCUGGAAUAGCUAAUUAUACACUAUCAUGGCCAGUCGGUAACCACGGUUUAAUUGAAAUGAAUAAACCAAAACAUUUCCAAUUAGAAGUUGGUGAUAUGGUCAUUUUCUAUUCGGGAAUGAGAUUACAUAUGGAAUCUGUAUCUGAUUGUUCAAUGAGUGUUUUAGAAAGGAUGAAAGAUAAGAACUAUUGUCCAUACGGCAGCAGUUAAAAUUGCUUUAAAAAUAUAUCGCGAA
Molecule: messenger RNA, 1063 nt
Organism: Dimorphilus gyrociliatus
Lineage: Eukaryota; Metazoa; Annelida; Polychaeta; Dinophilidae
Source: the annotation of a GenBank genome assembly